This is a messenger RNA of Talaromyces marneffei, 1470 nucleotides long. RefSeq lists its product as uncharacterized. Gene Ontology annotation, molecular function: DNA-binding transcription activator activity, RNA polymerase II-specific. The transcript has a single exon. The record is from RefSeq and is a predicted model, not a curated record. Lineage: Eukaryota; Fungi; Ascomycota; Eurotiomycetes; Eurotiales; Trichocomaceae. Gene Ontology annotation, biological process: regulation of transcription by RNA polymerase II. Bases 1 to 1470 code for a protein of 489 amino acids.
AUGUCAACCCCAGAGCUGUUCCAUUAUUCGGAAACUCACCGGGUGUUAAUUUGUACCUCGUGUCGUUAUGCCGUUCAGCCGGCCGCCCUAGUCCGCCAUCUGAAGGAUAUUCAUCAUCUAUCUAGCGACAAACGUCGGCAUUUUGAUGCCUACAAGAAGACUCUCCGACUGAAGAGUCCAGAAGAAGUGAAACCUCCUCUCCCGCAAGACUUCCCAGUACCUUACCUGCCGGUUGAGAAAGGAUGGCAAUGCGAAUUCACUGGCUGCGACUACCUGUGCGUCUCGAAAAAGCGUAUGGAGACUCACUGGCCCGCAGAGCAUGGGCGCAAGGGUCUAACGAGCCGCGACUGGAGUCCUACAUUAGUACAGACGUUCUUCCGAGGUAACAUGCUCAAAUACUUCAGUAGAGAUUCCAGGUCUCGCCUUGCCGCCACGACCCAAAUGACUCCCGCAAAACAUCCAGAGAGAAUAGUCGCAAACAUUCAAGACGAGAUGAUAUCCCAAUCCAAGUUGCAGUACGUCAGGAAAAUUCAGCAAAAGUACAGUCUUGACUCGGUCGACUGUUGGAUAUUACAUCAAUAUUUGACUUCCACCUACAAGAGUUUUGCAAACGACGAUGAAACCGAACAUAUCUGGAGAGAGGUCGUUCCAGACCUCGCACAUGGUAAUAAAUUUCUACUGCAUGGCUUGCUUGCUUGCACGGCGCAAUACAUGAUCCAUAUGAAUUUCCCACAACCACAAGAGCUCAUCCUACGAGCUUGUUCACACCAGGACUAUGCUCUCCCAGCCUUCCGAGAAGCGAUAGAUAACCCAACAAAUGAUAACUGCGACGCGAUGAUGACGUUCGCGUACUUAUUGGUUGUCUACAUGUUUGCCACCUCCUCCGCGAAUUCAUCCGACUCUCUUUUGUUUGUCGCGAACAGUACCGAUUGCCUGCAAAACAACUCCAUAGUGCCACUAUGGCUUGUUUUUCUUCGUGAUGGUUGUGCAAUGCUUUGUGAUGUAUGGGAUAGGAUUGAGUCUGGGCCCCUUGCUACUUUGGCCGCUGCCUGGGAAUUGGAUACCUACGAUGGAAAUGACCUACCAUAUUGGACGCACUUUUCAAAUGUCGCCUUAGAAUGUUCUUCCUGGUCAAAAGAAGAAGUAAGAAUAUACGGAGAUGCAUCUCUUUUACUGGCGCGUUGCUUUGCCACUAUGGAACGUGAGCCGAAUGACUCUUGGGUAACCACCUGGAAAAUCCUGGGGUUAUGGCCUAUGCGGGUAGAGUCAGAGUUCAUGACACUUCUUUACAGUCGUCAACCGGGAGCUCUGAUACUUUUGGCAUAUUACUGCAUCAUCCUCAAGAAAAUGGAGCGUUACUGGUAUUUUGAAGGAGGAUCGGCAAAGUUGAUGCUAUCGAUUGUGAAUGUUCUAGAACAGAGAUGGCACCCUUUCAUCCGAGAGCCAGUUGACCUAAUCCUCGAGAAUUAA